GGGCGCGGGGGCGCUGGGCGGACGCCCCUCGGUCGUGUCCCCGUGGCUGUGGGUUUGGGGACGUGGAGAGCCCUCCCCCUCGCCCGGCCGCUCCUGUCUGCCGCAGUGUGUCUGGAGACUUCCUGUGGCAUGGAGUCAGGCUCGGGAGCGCCACGCGCUGCGCGGGGGCGGGGGCGGGGGGCCGCCUGGCCGCCUGCGAUGGCGGAGGGGAGGCGCCCGCUGCGGCCCCCCGAGCCUGCUGGCGGCGACCCUGCGGCUGCGGACCGGGAGCGCCCGGCGGGGAAGACGGCGGAGAACGCCGCCGCGGUCGCGCCGCUGCGGGCAGGGCUGGCUGGGCUGAGCCGCUCUGGGCCGGCGGAGGAGGCUGUUCUGGGGCUGCAGCAGGCCACUUCCUCAGCUUAAGGGACGGAGAGAAGAGCAGGUGGUGGUGCAGCCAGUGACUUGGCGAGCAUCUUAGUUUAUUUCUGGGUGUUUCCAUUCGGUGAGUUUUUCGGAUAUACAGGAAAGCCGAGGAGGACGCCAGCGAGGUAGUCUUCUGGCCGUUAAAGUUUCUGACUCCAUUUCAUGGGCUUGCUAUGGCAUUGUUCAGGUACCCACUGGACCAUGGUUUUGCAGGAAAUGUGAAUCUCAGGAGAGAGCAGCCAGAGUGAGAUGUGAACUGUGUCCUCACAAGGAUGGAGCUUUAAAAAGAACAGAUAAUGGGGGUUGGGCUCAUGUGGUUUGCGCCCUGUAUAUUCCAGAGGUUCAGUUUGCCAAUGUUUCUACAAUGGAACCAAUCGUUUUACAGUCUGUUCCACAUGAUCGUUAUAAUAAGACUUGCUACAUUUGUGAUGAACAGGGAAGAGAGAGUAAAGCAGCCACUGGUGCUUGCAUGACCUGUAAUAAACAUGGAUGUCGACAGGCUUUCCAUGUGACAUGUGCUCAGUUUGCCGGACUACUCUGUGAAGAAGAAGGUAAUGGUGCAGAUAACGUCCAGUACUGUGGCUACUGUAAAUACCAUUUUAGUAAGCUGAAAAAGAGCAAACGGGGAUCUAAUAGGUCAUAUGAUCAAAGUUUAAGUGAUUCUUCCUCUCACUCUCAGGAUAAACAUCAUGAGAAAGAGAAAAAAAAAUAUAAAGAAAAAGACAAACAUAAACAAAAACACAAGAAGCAACCAGAACCAUCACCUGCAUUGGUUCCUUCUUUGACUGUUACUACAGAAAAAACUUAUACGAGCACUAGCAGCAACUCUAUAUCUGGAUCAUUGAAGCGCUUGGAAGAUACUGCAGCACGAUUUACAAAUGCAAAUUUCCAGGAAGUCUCUGCGCAUACAACUAGUGGAAAAGAUGUUUCAGAGGCUAGAGGGUCAGAGGGCAAAGGGAAGAAAUCUUCAGCUCACAGCUCAGGUCAAAGGGGAAGAAAGCCUGGUGGAAGAAAUCCAGGACCGACUGUGUCAGCAGCUAGUCCUUUCCAGCAAGGCAGUUUUUCAGGAACUCCAGGCAGUGUAAAAUCAUCUUCGGGAAGUUCAGUACAGUCUCCCCAGGAUUUCUUGAGCUUUACAGACUCAGAUCUGCGUAAUGACAGUUAUACUCAUUCCCAACAGUCAUCAUCAACCAAAGAUGUACAUAAAGGAGAGUCUGGAAGCCAGGAAGGGGGGGUAAAUAGUUUUAGUUCCAUAAUUGGUCUCCCUUCGACCUCAGCUGUUAUUUCACAGCCUAAAAGCUUUGAAAAUUCACCUGGAGAUUUGGGUAAUUCCAGCCUUCCUACAGCAGGAUAUAAGCGGGCUCAAACUUCUGGCAUAGAAGAAGAAACUGUAAAGGAAAAGAAAAGAAAAGGAAAUAAACAGAGUAAGCAUGGGCCUGGUAGACCCAAAGGAAACAAAAAUCAAGAGAAUGUUUCUCAUCUCUCAGUUUCUUCUGCUUCACCAACAUCAUCUGUAGCAUCAGCUGCAGGAAGUGUAACAAGCUCUAGUCUUCAGAAAUCUCCUACAUUGCUCAGGAAUGGAAGUUUACAAAGUCUUAGUGUUGGCUCAUCUCCAGUUGGUUCAGAAAUUUCCAUGCAGUAUCGGCAUGAUGGAGCUUGUCCAACAACUACUUUCUCAGAGUUGCUGAAUGCAAUACACAAUGACAGAGAUGACAAUUCUACACUAACAAAGCAGGAACUUAAAUUCAUAGGUAUUUAUAACAGCAAUGAUGUAGCAGUAUCAUUUCCAAAUGUAGUAUCUGGCUCAGGAUCUAGUACUCCUGUCUCCAGUUCUCAUUUACCUCAGCAGUCUUCUGGGCAUUUGCAACAAGUGGGAGCUCUCUCCCCGUCAGCCACAUCAUCUGCAGCCCCCGCUGUUGCUACAACUCAGGCAAAUACCCUAUCUGGAUCUUCUCUUAGUCAGGUACCAUCUCAUAUGUAUGGCAAUAGAUUAAAUCCAAAUUCAUCAAUGGCAGCUCUUAUAGCUCAAUCUGAAAACAAUCAAACAGAUCAAGAUCUUGGAGACAAUAGCCGCAGCCUUGUUGGCAGAGGAAGCUCACCCCGAGGAAGUCUCUCACCACGAUCCCCUGUAAGCAGUUUGCAGAUUCGCUACGAUCAACCCAGCAGCAGCGGUUUGGAAAAUCUGCCUCCAGCAGCGGCCAGCAUAGAGCAGCUUUUAGAGAGGCAGUGGAGCGAAGGGCAGCAGUUUCUAUUGGAACAGGGCACUCCUGGUGACAUUUUAGGAAUGCUGAAGUCAUUACACCAACUUCAAGUUGAAAACCGAAGGUUAGAGGAACAGAUUAAAAACUUGACUGCCAAAAAGGAGCGCCUUCAGUUGUUGAAUGCACAGCUCUCAGUGCCUUUUCCAACAAUAACGACAAAUCCCAGCCCGUCUCAUCAGAUGCAUGCAUUUUCAGCACAGAAUGCUCCCACUACUGAUUCCUUGAACAGCAGUAAGAGCCCUCAUCUAGGAAACAGCUUUUUACCUGAUAAUUCUCUUCCUGUAUUAAAUCAGGAUUUAACCUCCAGUGGACAAAGCACCAGCAGCUCGUCAGCUCUGUCUACUCCACCUCCUGCUGGGCAGAGCCCCGCUCAGCAGGGCUCAGGCGUUAGUGGAGUGCAGCAGGUCAAUGGUGUGACAGUGGGGGCACUGGCUGGUGGAAUGCAGACUGUAACAUCCACCAUUCCUGCCGUGCCUGGAGUGGGUGGAAUAAUUGGAGCUUUGCCAGGUAACCAACUGGCAAUUAAUGGCAUUGUAGGAGCUUUAAAUGGGGUUAUUCAGACCCCUGUCACAAUAUCCCAGAAUCCUAACCCCCUCACCCACACAACUGUACCACCUAAUGCAACACAUCCAAUGCCAGCUACACUGACUAACAGUGCCUCAGGACUAGGAUUACUUUCUGACCAGCAAAGACAAAUAUUUCUUCAUCAACAGCAAUUUCAGCAGUUGUUAAAUUCUCAACAGCUCACGCCAGAACAGCAUCAGGCCCUUCUGUAUCAGUUAAUGCAGCAUCACCACCAGCAGCACCACCAGCCUGAGCUGCAGCAGCUGCAGAUCCCGGGACCAACGCAAAUACCCAUAAACAACCUGCUGGCAGGCACUCAGGCGCCGCCACUUCACCCAGCUCCCACCAACCCAUUUCUCACCAUCCACGGCGAUAAUGCGAGUCAGAAAGUAACAAGACUUAGUGAUAAAACUGGGCCUGUCGCUCAAGAGAAAAGUUGACCCUUGAGAAACAUCUAGAAAUUGCCUAUCCUGCUGUUCUAGCACUUCAUCUGGCUGCUGUUGCAGUCCUCUUACUACACCUAUAAAGAAAUGCAACAAGAAACCAACCGCACACAAAGGAGUACUUGCCACAAGGACAUUCUUGGAAGGCUUUGAUUGAUUUUCUUGUUGCUUUGUUGCACUGAAAUGGAAUUCCCCUCUCCCCCACCCCUCACCCAGAUUUUUUGAACUUUGAAAGAAAAUUUCAACUUUGUCAGUGAAAUAAUUUACAUGCAAUGAGUUUAUCAACCUAAGAGAAAUUUAAUAUGGUUGGUGCACAACUAAUUUUGUUAUAAAUUGGAGAGAUAAAUAGCAAAACUAAAGACUUGUUCCAUUUAUAACCUCUUUGAUUUCCUUGUACAAGUCGGAAUAUGAAAUCUGAUCUUUUGUUUGGGUUACGGUAUGCUUGCUCUGUGAGUCAAACCUGAAAACAAAUUUCAAGGGACUGUCCAAUUUCUUCUACUAGAGCUUUAUUGGUUAAGUAUUGCAAAUAAAUAGGUCACCAACUGGGACUUGGCAAUCUCUGUUAUAUAAAUUUCUUUUCUUAAUGGGAUUUGGCCAAUUUUGGUAAUCAAGUUAGGAUGGUAAUGUCUGCUUCUGCUAAAGGUAAUUUUCUUUUGCUAAAUGCUUUUCCUUUAGUGUUCUGACCUACUCAUAUUUUAAAGAAACCUUGAGUUAAGUGAGUUCUAAGGCUGCUGGGGGAACCAGAUCAAUUCAAAGUGAAAGACUUCUUUCAAAAAGAGGGGCCACUCUGGAAACUGCUGGUAGGGUUUGGCCUGAAUCAAGUGCCUGUUACACCUCCAUUGUAUUGCAAUGGCUCUAGACAGCUGCGCUUGUACUGCAGUCGAUCCUUGUAAGUAGUAGGAGUAGUCAGUGUUGCACCAGCGGCCUUCCGCAUGGCUCUGCCUUUAUUAAAAACUGUCUAUGCCACUGCAGAUAGCUCAGGCACAACGAUUACCUGGGUAUUAUCCACUAAUGAGUCACAAGGAAAAUGAGUGGAUUUGGUAAGAGGUUUGUUGGUUUGUUGUAAUUUAAACAGCUUCCCUUUACUGACAGUGAUUUCAGACAAAUAAAACAAGACAAAUAACUGACCACUGGAGUUCCUGGAACAGGUGAAAUCUGUGUACCCCAGCCCUCCACUCUGGAUAGCCACACUCCUGGGGUCACAGCAUGGCAGAGGAUAAAUUAAAUGAUUGCGGAUAUAAUCAUUGAACUGUUCUUAAAUGUGUGAAUUAUUAGUGGAAAAGACCCAGCUGUAAUUAGACCUCCACUGUGUACUUAGCUGGAAGAACAUGUUAAUUCUGCAAUAUGUCUCUUGGUUAAACAUUGCACAGUUCUUACCUCAUUUCUGUAAAUAAGGUUUUGUGAAUCUGUUUUGUAUUGUGAAAAAUUCAUAAGAUAACAUUGAUAUUUUGAUUUGUAAUAUUUCUAAUUGGUAGAUUUAACUGAAAAGUAAAAUUAAUUUAUUUUUAUAUGUUCAGGGGAAUUUUAAAGAAAGUCAAAUCUUUUGUAGAUAAUUAAAAAAAUCGGUGUGGUUUAUUUUACUUAUUUAACCCACUGGUUGUUAUUCUGUAACAAUUUGUAUAAAGGGUAAAUUUUGAAUGUGUUGUUAUUUUACCUAGAUGUAAAAUUACACAUGUAUUAAAGAAAAUGUACAAAGUUUUUGUUAA
Equus quagga is the source of this 5376-nucleotide messenger RNA. RefSeq names its product MLLT10 histone lysine methyltransferase DOT1L cofactor (gene MLLT10). The transcript has 23 exons. The record is from RefSeq and is a predicted model, not a curated record. Gene Ontology annotation, cellular component: nucleus. Gene Ontology annotation, molecular function: histone binding; nucleosome binding. Gene Ontology annotation, biological process: regulation of transcription by RNA polymerase II. The coding region runs from base 767 to 3667 and encodes 966 amino acids. Lineage: Eukaryota; Metazoa; Chordata; Mammalia; Perissodactyla; Equidae.